This is a messenger RNA of Penicillium lagena, 4590 nucleotides long. Its product is annotated as putative ubiquitin-specific protease UBP12. The coding region runs from base 1 to 4590 and encodes 1529 amino acids. Gene Ontology annotation, biological process: protein deubiquitination. Gene Ontology annotation, molecular function: cysteine-type deubiquitinase activity. Lineage: Eukaryota; Fungi; Ascomycota; Eurotiomycetes; Eurotiales; Aspergillaceae. The transcript has 5 exons. The record is from RefSeq and is a predicted model, not a curated record.
AUGAGGUCCCUUAUCCUCCUUUCUUUUUUCCUCCGGUUGCCGCGAGCUGCCACGAAACGUGCGCAGCUCACCGUCACGACGUCUUCCACCAAGCGCCGAAAAGUUUCUCCAGAGCCUCGCAGCAGCCCAGGAGAGGCCCGACGUCACGGCCACUCUGAGCCUCCCUCCUCCGCCUUGCCACCGGACCGUCGCUCUUCGUCUACUUCCAACUCCCGAAGCAAGAGCUCGUCGCUCUCGCCGCCCCGCUACGUGCCGGCUCAUCUUCAGUUCCCGGUCCCUGGAACUCGCCCCCAGUCCGGUGGCCGCUCGCCGACCCCCGCGACCGCAUACGCUGGCCUCUCCCUAUCGAGCGACUACUCUGUGAUGCCGUCCGAUCACCGUGACGGCUCUCCUCCGUCGAAUGGCGACGGUCGGUCGCCUUCUCCAGGUGUCAAACGACCUGCCUCUGAGAUUGCGGAUUCGGACCCCGAGGGCGGCGUCAGCACAUCUUUGGGGGGUGUUGACGCGCGCGACUCGGGCAUCCUGACCGGGCCGGAAGACGAUAACAUCUAUCCCACUCCGUCUAGCAGCGCACCCAACUCCAGCCAAGAGCACUGCAACCCCGCCUCCCAAUCGCACGAUGUUCCUUCGAUCGACGACCAGCUGGCCCAAGUGACUGCGCUGGUGAUGCGGCCUCUGCAAGAUGGGCAGAAGGGCUACGUGAUCUCUAUGACGUGGAUGAAGAAGGUGUUCGCGCGGAGCUCGACGCAAGCUGACAGAGCGGACAAGGAAUCUCUCGAAAGCGAGCUGGGGCCGGUGGACAACUCGGACAUCGUUCUGGAUACCGACCCGGAGACUAGUGACUUCAAAGACGAGGCGAAUGAGCCAUAUGUACCGUUGCGGCCCGGUCUCCAAAUCAGCGAGGACUUUGAGCUUGUGCCGCAGGAGGGUUGGGAUUUGAUCAUGAAGUGGUAUGGGCUCGCGGAUCAGUCGCCCGUCAUCGUUCGCUACGCACACAACACCAACCCAGCUGGCGACAUGGAGAAUAUCAUUUAUGAACUGCAUCCACCUAUUUUCACCUUUUUCAAGCUGUCGAAUCCGUCCGCCGGCAUGUCACCUCAGAUGUUGAAGGAAAAGAACAUGCCUGCCCCCCGGACGUUGGCCAGCCGCCAGAUGUCAUUCCAGAAGUGGUUGAUGGUGGCAAAGCAACUGGCUGGAAUUGACAUGAACACCAAGGUUCGUGUGUGGAAGAUUCUUGGCGGCCUGCAAAGCACCAACCCAUCCGCAUCAGCCACACCGGCAGUUUCCCGCGCUGCGUCACCGGCACCGGCAGCGGGCCUCAUUCCUGGCCACAAAACGCUUGUCGUCGACCUGAACACUUUUCUGGCUUUGUCUGAAGGCAGCCAGCGGGUACUACUCGAGGGCGUCAAAGACCAGACUGCCAAUGUCAACUACAAUGGUCGAAUGAGCUUGGACGUGGCUGGCCUUGCGGGAACUGACACUGUUGUCCUCGAGGAACAUGUUGGCGGACCGAAAGGCGGAGAUUGGGUGUCCGAAGCCUCAGCGCAGACGCUCAAGCGCUUGGGCAUUCCCGCGGUCCAUUCCAAGAAAGAGCUUUCCACCCAGUCUGCCAACAAAAGCCCGACUCCUAGCGGCAGAUCCACGCCGGCUCCCGAGAACAGAGGUCGACGUGGUCGAGAUAUGGGUUUGACUGGCUUCGAGAAUCUUGGCAACACAUGCUACCAAAAUGCGGCGACUCAAUGUGUCCGAGCCGUUGAGGAGUUGACCUACUAUUUUCUCAGCGAAUCUCACAAAAAAGAUCUGAACCCGGAAAACCCGCUUGCCUACAACGGUGCUAUUGCUAAAUCAUAUGCUGGUUUGCUGCGUGAUGUCUACCGUGAACCUGUGCCAUCCAAUAUCAGUCCCGGGUAUUUUCGACGCACGAUCGGAAAAUACAACCCGGCAAUGUCUGGCUUCGAGCAGCAUGAUAGCCAGGAGUUUCUGAUGUUCCUUCUGGACGGUCUUUCCGAGGAUUUGAACCGAAUCAAAAAGAAGCCGUACAUUGAAAAGCCUGAUUCGACUGACGAGAUGGUGCACGACCGCGAAGCACUGGAGAAGUUCGCAACCAAGUCAUGGGAUAUCUACAAGGCCCGCAAUGACUCUGUCAUCACUGAUCUUUUUGCUGGCAUGUACAAAUCUACUCUUGUUUGCCCGGAGUGCGACAAGGUCAGCAUCAUCUUUGAUCCUUUCAGCAGUCUUACAUUGCCGAUCCCGAUGGACGAGCCUUUCGCUCGAGAGAUCAUCUACAUUGGCUUGGGGCGCAAGCCGCUGAGAAUUACCGUGGAGGUUGAUCGAACGGCCAGCUUGAGAAUGUGGAAAGAGGCGGUUGCCAAGAAGAUGGACGUUGAUGCCGAUCGCAUCAUUGUGUCCGAGGUUUACCAGGGCACGUUCUUCAAACAUUUCGACAGUGACAAUCAAUCCAUUCAAGAGAUGCGACUCUCGGCUCACGAUGACAUCGUUUUUUACGAGGUCGAGGCAACUCCCACCUCGACGGCGAAAGGGUCGAUCUUGCGAGGACCUCCGAAGUUCAACUCACCCGAAGCUGAUUACACUCUCGUCCCCAUCUUCAACCGACGGAGGGUCGGAAACAAAAACCGGUCGCAGUUCGACAUCUUUGGAAACCCGUCUUUCAUCGUUGUCACUCGCGAGGAAGCUCAAGAUUUCGGUGCCAUCUUCCACAAGCUUCUGAACGUCGCUGCAAGCAUGACGACCCGCGAUAUUCUCGGCGAGAGCCACAAUGGGGUCGUGCAGUCGGCCCAAAGCUCCGAGGACUCGGACACUGUUCUGAUGAAUGCGGACGAUGCAGAGUCCGCCGACUCCACGAUCAAAACCUCUUCUGUCGAAGAUGAGGACAGCAUUGUUGACGUUUCGAUGUAUGAUGUUUCACAGUCCUCGCCCACUCCCACUCAGGACCGAGAGUUAGAAGAGCAAUCUCCCGCUCACCCAUUGGCUGGCACAGUCGCCCCAGCGCUGCUCAGUCUCUUUGACGCCAAGGUCAUGAAGACUAAAGAAAGUCUACCCAAGGGCCGGUCGAUCGAUCAGUCCAAAGACUACCCCCUGAUCUCCAGUCUGAUCAAACCUGCGUCCGUCCCGAAGAAAGACUCGGAUGGGAUGUCCCAGAACUCGGAAGAAGACAAGAGUGAUGUAAGUAGCGAGACUGAUGGCUCUGAUUCGGAACCCAGCACCAAUGGUGCCAAUGGUGACUCGGAACCUGGUGAAUGGCCCCUCAUCUGUCCUGGUGAUGCCAUCUUGCUUGACUGGAAUGACGACGCCUACGAUGCGCUGUUUUGUGGCAAUAAACGCGAUGACAACGAGCUCAGAGGCGCAGGUACAUGGCAGAAUAUUGAAGUCUUCUAUGACCGCGAGCUUAUCCGGCGUCGUGCACAGCGGGAAGAUCGCAAGGCCCGGGGCAUCACUCUUGAUGAGUGCUUGGAUGAAUUCAGCAAGGAAGAGAUUCUGUCCCAAAGUGAUGCUUGGUAUUGCCCCCGUUGCAAGGAACAUCGCCAAGCUCGCAAGAAGUUCGAGUUGUGGAAGGCUCCCGAUAUCAUGGUGAUUCACCUCAAGCGCUUCGGCGCCCCGGUCCGUGGCAUGCGAAUGAAGCUCGACACCCUUGUUAAAUUUCCCCUGGAAAACCUGGAUAUGACCGGCCGUGUGCAAGGCCCUGAUGAUGGCAAUGGCUUGGUCUAUGACUUGAUCGGCGUGGACAACCACUCUGGCAGUAUGGCCGGAGGACACUACACUGCAUUUGCAAAGAACUUUGUCGAGGACAAGUGGUGCAGUUUCAAUGACUCUAACGCCACCGUUAUGACCAACCCACAGCAAGCUGUCGGUUCUCGGGCGUAUCUGCUCUUUUACCGGCGUCGAUCCAACCGUCCUCUUGGUGGCCCUAAACUCCAAAAGAUCGUUGAUGACUACAAGCGUGGUUCUGAGGAAGGCGAGCACUCCACUGACUCGCGUGGCCCGUCACCUUCGGGGAAGGCCAGUGCCUCGGCGGCUCCUCCCGCAAUGGAUGGUGGUUUGCGAGCCGGUCCUCCGGCGACGAAGGAGGGUGAGGAUGAUUCGCCUCCCCGGUACGGAGCACACGACGAUGACGACCUCGCGGACAGCGAGUCCGAUAGUGGACGACUGGAAGGUAUGCAAUUCACUGGCAAUGUUUUCGAGCUCGACCACGAGAGACCCGACCCGCUCAGCAUCAACCAGGACCCCUCCUGGUCCUUCAAGCGAGUGCCCGAAGCUCACGACUUCGAACAGAUGACAGCCCAUCCUCCGGGAUCUUUCUCUAAUGGCGUCCGCGAUGAUGACGAUCUCUUUGACGACAAUGAUAGCACUGUGGCUGUGGGCGAUGGAGACUUGGAUGAUCUUGAUGCCCGUCUGCUCGAUCUGAAAGACUCGCCUCCGGCUGGGCGCUCUCAGGGUUUCAAGUCCGGUCCGGGUUCCGAGGCUGAUGCCUCUUUCGAAGAUAUCCCGCCCCUGAUGGAGGACAACUCUGAUGAUGACCUGCCCGUUGUCGAGCUGCGUGUGGGUGAUGAUGACAAGAUGGUCUCCGAUUAA